AUGGAAACCCUAGAAGACGAACAAUCAACGAUUACAUAUGAUCGAUCCAAAAAUUCAUUCCCUGAGGAACUCAUCGAAGAUAUCCUUUCCAGACUCCUCGUGAAAUCCAUCCUCCGAUUCAAAUCUGUCUCUAAACCAUGGCUCUCUCUCAUAUCCGCUCCAUCAUUCCACAACCUCCACUCCACCGUUGCCCCCCGUACCACAGCUUUAUUUUUUACUGCUCGCGAUUUAUCCACUGGCACACGAUACUUCUUCUCCGGUGCUAAUGACUGUGGAUCAGUCGCUAAUCUCAUGAAGCUCGACAACACUGUCUUGGAAGCCCAUUAUCAUGCCGAACAUUUGAACGGGCUUGUAUGUUUUACUUCCCACACUAGUCGUUUUGGUAAAAUUUACGCUUUCCUUUUUAACCCUAGUAAGCAUAAGUUUUUCAAACUUCCUGAUCCUCCGGUUUCUUUACCCAAUUACACUGCUGAAGAGAAGGAUACAUGUUACUUGUUUGGGUUUGAUGAAUUAACUAAUGAACACAAGGUUUUGUACAUCACUCUUCAGUUGACUACAAUUGAGAUUAUGAUUUUCUCCUUCUCAAAUUACUCAUGGAGAAAGAUCAAUGUGGAUGUUCCUGUUGGUGUGGCUGUCUGGCGUUGGUGGUUUGGCACCAAAAAGAGUGUUUGUGUCAAUAGCACCGUACAUCUUUUGCUUCAAAAUCCACUUCAAAUUUUGGCAUUUGAUUUAACAACUGAAACGUUUUUCAUUUUUAACAUGCAUCCAGAGGCGGCUCCCGAAACUAUAUCAAAUACCAUAUGUCCAUUUGCACAGUUCGUAAAAAUCAAUGGAUUAUUAGGUGUAGCUUGUUACGAUCCCUCGAUCGUGAACCGAAGAAACAAAAUGGACAUUUGGAUGUUGCAAGAUUAUCAGAAUCGAGUUUGGGUCAGAGAAACCAUUUCGUUCGCUUCCAAGUCUCAGAUCCCUUAUGGGGCACGUGGCCCUUACCCGUUUGAUUCUAUCACUAUGGACGAGAUUAUCUUUAGCCCAAGGGUGUUGUCUGAGAAUUUGAUCAGUGUUCCCAUCUAUAACAUGAAGACUAGAUGUUUUAAAUCAAUUGAACUCACUCUUGGUCAUCGAUUUCUAUCCCCAAAAUCGGUGAGGGUGGAGGAAAUCAAGUGUUAUGUUGAAAGCCUCAUUCCCUUACAGAACUAG
This is a messenger RNA of Helianthus annuus (common sunflower), 1197 nucleotides long. Its product is annotated as putative F-box protein At1g32420. Gene Ontology annotation, molecular function: protein binding. Lineage: Eukaryota; Viridiplantae; Streptophyta; Magnoliopsida; Asterales; Asteraceae. Bases 1 to 1197 code for a protein of 398 amino acids. The transcript has a single exon. The record is from RefSeq and is a predicted model, not a curated record.